CUGCCUCUUGACAAUCUUUCACCUUCUCCAUCCCUCUUCUUCCUCGCUCCUCAUCUGCUUGCCACUUCUUGAUACCUAAACUCCUCCACUCCAGAGGCUCUUGCCGCGUACACUAGACUCUACACCACCCUUUCACUCAGGUCGCUCUCGCGCACCUGUGAAGUGCUGCUGAUCCUCGGACACCAUCCUGUCAUCCGAGGAUCAUGGAAAUCGCUAAGCAGGCAGUGCGCAGUCUCUAUCAGCGAAUCUCUCUGAUGACACUGUCAUUCGUACCUCAACAGGGGAUGGCGCCGAAGGAGAUCUGUCGACAAGAGAUCUCGUUUUGAGUCUGUCGCGAAGAGACAAAAUCUCUGUAAGGCCAUUAUGGACUCCCUUCUCGCGUGCAAGAUUGAUCCAUACGUCAUCGUGGUAGGAGGCACAGUACGUCCCUCCGCAAAGCAAUUCUUCGCUGCUCCCCGAACGCACGCCCCAAACCCUGCGUCCGGAAGCCCGUCCGCAUUUACAGACCUCAGGCUGACCAGGUUCCCGUUCGAGGUCCUCCUGUUCGGUUCAGAGCAGGAUGAUGAGCUUACAGGUCCUGCCCGGUGGCUGGGCUAUUGCAUGGGCGACGGUACCCACAACACAACUUGUGUCACUACUGCAGACCCUGAGGUCAGGCAGAAGGUUCAUCAGCUCGUCGCGGCACGAGCCACGACUGUUGGGAUCAAUACCGAAUUGGACUUUAGCGUCUCGGCAUCUUUGCCAAUCACAAGCAGAAUGGCAUCCCCGAGGUGUACCAUACAGCAACCAAGGUCACUAGAGCAGCUCUAUUGGCGGGGGUGAUGGAUAGCGACGGCUGGACAAAAGAGCAGCAGGCAGGAUCACAAGUCCUGCAGAUAGACCAGCAUCAAUGAACUAUAGACGACAUACGCCGCCUCGCUUUGUCUUGGGCAUUCGGCGCGGAAAGCUGGGGUCUG
Molecule: messenger RNA, 956 nt
Organism: Microstroma glucosiphilum
Lineage: Eukaryota; Fungi; Basidiomycota; Exobasidiomycetes; Microstromatales; Microstromataceae
Exons: 2
Coding region: 364-822 (152 amino acids)
Source: RefSeq, a predicted model, not a curated record